Molecule: messenger RNA, 804 nt
Organism: Priceomyces carsonii
Lineage: Eukaryota; Fungi; Ascomycota; Pichiomycetes; Serinales; Debaryomycetaceae
Exons: 1
Coding region: 1-804 (267 amino acids)
Cellular component (GO): mitochondrion
Source: RefSeq, a predicted model, not a curated record
AUGCGACGAGAAAUUACUCUAGCAAAAAGGUUGACGACUCUUAGGAAAGCGAUAAAUACGAAGCCACCCCCAAAGAGCUUUCUUUUCUCUAGCAUUCAAAAUUGUCAAGAAUAUCUUGAUUAUUGCAAACACAAUAGUAUUCAACUAGAAUCUACAAAUUUCAGAGGUACGUUAUAUGAAUUGGCCGCUAUGGAAAUUUUGAAGGAGCAGCUACAUUGCGAUGGAUUGUUAAAAGUAGGUGGUGCAAAUGAUCAAGGUGUAGAUAUAAUAGGCAAAUGGAACUUGAAACACUUUUGGGAUCAAUCACUUCUUAGAUUUCCACAGGAGAGAUCACUUCAAGAUAUUAAAAACAAUGAUUCUAUGUUGAAGAGCACAAUUGAAGCAGGUGAAUUUUUGGAUAAAAAUGGGAAUCGGAAGCUUAUUUCUUUAGAAAAAGAUAUCAACAUCCUAGUACAAUGUAAAAAUCAUCAAAGUAAGAUAAGAGUCUCAACAAUUAGAGAGCUUACAGGAACAUAUUUUAAUCAUACAAGAUCAACAGAUGUCUACAAAAACUACAUGUUCUUAAUUUCGCCGGGAACUCUUACUAAACAAGCGCAUUCUUUAAUGGAUACCAUCGAUAUCCCGAUGAUCCAUUGUAGGCUCUCUAGUUUGCAAUCAAUAUCUUCAGAGGAAGACGUUUAUAAGCUAGAAAAUUGGAAUGGUCCUGUAUUGAAAUCAAUAUAUUUAAACCGUCUAUCUAGACAAUUACUACGUGGACUUAACUUGGAGCUACAGUUUGAAUUAUUAAUGGCAGGAGUAGAAUAA